AUGAAACCAAGCAAUGAGGAAGGUGUGCCAAGGCUUCUUAGGUGGAUCAUCAGCGACGUCAGUAAUACAAUCGAGAAAGACCUGAAUGAUGCCAUGAAAAAGAUGCAACCAGGAUGGGUGAAGGAUUAUACUGAUGAAGAGCGAUUGCUUUUGGAUGAGUACCGGAAGAAGAAACAAGAAAAUAACGUAGAUGUUGUGAAGAAAAAGCUGCGCAUUUCAGAUAUGCGAAGAAAGGAGUUGGAUGAGGAGCUUACUGAAGUUCUAGAUAGGCAAGAAAUGCUUCUUAGUUUCAUUGAAGAGAAAAUACUAAAAGUUAAUGAAGUUGGUCUAAUGAGCUUGACAGAAAGAGAAGGUAGCAAGGGUGGUGAUAUGCAUGAUCAUGAAAAUGACAAAGAGGGUAGCAAAGGUGGUGAUGACGAGCAUGGAACUGAAUCUGAAAGGAAUGAAGUUCCGUCUGAAACUCCUGAAAAUCAAAGCACUCCUUCACCAAAGACCAAUGAGGCAAAUGAAGAAGAAGAUGGAAAGGAUGGAACAAGCCAAGGAUUUGAGUCUGAAACUGGUAACAAGCCGAGCACUCUUCUGCCAAAGGAAGUUGAAAUCCCUGAAGGUCAAGAAGAGCAUAUGAAUCUUAAUGACCAGGAUACUGCUCAAACUGAUGAAAUUGACAAAGUAGCUGGGUGUGAAGCUGCUAACAAGCAAAGUACUUCUAUGCCAACUGACAAAGACAAGUGUAAUCAAUGA
This is a messenger RNA of Papaver somniferum (opium poppy), 741 nucleotides long. RefSeq lists its product as uncharacterized. The transcript is spliced from 6 exons. The coding region runs from base 1 to 741 and encodes 246 amino acids. The record is from RefSeq and is a predicted model, not a curated record. Lineage: Eukaryota; Viridiplantae; Streptophyta; Magnoliopsida; Ranunculales; Papaveraceae.